This is a messenger RNA of Echinococcus granulosus, 234 nucleotides long. RefSeq lists its product as hypothetical. The transcript has 2 exons. The coding region runs from base 1 to 234 and encodes 77 amino acids. Lineage: Eukaryota; Metazoa; Platyhelminthes; Cestoda; Cyclophyllidea; Taeniidae. The record is from RefSeq and is a predicted model, not a curated record.
AUGGGGGAUCGGGAGGUUGGAAGCGACGUGGAGAUGGCGAGGGAGAGGAAGGCGGUGGAAGUGGAGGACGAGAAGGAGCCCGGUAACGAAGAUGAACCGAAGCGGCAGGGGGGCUUUGAAGACGAACUGGGUGCUGACACUUCUGUGAACCGAUUGGUGACACGUGUAGCACAGUGUCUCGUGUUGCAGUGUGGUGUCAACUCCGGACAGCAUUCCUGGUCGAUAAUUCCGUGA